This is a messenger RNA of Chlorella variabilis, 1836 nucleotides long. RefSeq lists its product as hypothetical. Gene Ontology annotation, molecular function: ATP binding; protein kinase activity; protein binding. The transcript is spliced from 13 exons. Gene Ontology annotation, biological process: protein phosphorylation. The coding region runs from base 1 to 1836 and encodes 611 amino acids. Lineage: Eukaryota; Viridiplantae; Chlorophyta; Trebouxiophyceae; Chlorellales; Chlorellaceae. The record is from RefSeq and is a predicted model, not a curated record.
AUGCUGCGGCUGGUGCUGCUGGUGCUGACGUUGGGGAGGGUCUGCGAAAGCCAGGCACCCCCGCCCAGCCCGCCCACGCAGCGUGCAGAGGAGGGCAUCCUGCUAGCCUUCAAGGCUGGCAUCACCAACUGGGAUGGGGUGGCGGCGGCCUGGGGGCUGGCUGGCUGGGAGCCCGGCGUGCCCGUCUGCACCUGGGGCGGCAUCCAGUGCAGCCCUUUUGUGGAGCAGGGCAGCCGCGUGACCGGCAUAAAGCUUGGCUGCCGCGGGUGCAGGGUGCCGCUUCGUGGGCGACUGGUGUCCAGCCUACAAAUGCUGCAGUUCCUGGAGGUGCUGCACCUGGGCAAUAACAGCUUGGGUGGCGACCUGCCAGUGGAGUGGGGAGAUCCAGAAAGCUUCCCGGCGCUUUUGGAGCUGGACCUGAAUGACAACGAGUUCACAGGGCCGUUCCCCGACUCUUGGAGCAUUGGUCCCGCCUUCAACAGCCUCUUUAACAUCCAGGCAAGCGGGCUGUUGUGGCUGCAUGGCAACAACCUGUCCGGCAUGCUGCCGGAUGCCUGGGCUGCCCCGGAAUCGUUCACUGUAAUGAAGGAGGUGACGCUUGGAGACAAUCCGGGCCUGACCGGCACCCUGCCUGCUGCCUGGGGUGCAAGGCCGGAUGCCCUUCCACUGCUGGAGCGGAUCAACGCCUCUAGAACAGGGUUGUCGGGUCCGCUCCCACCUGAGUGGGGCCCCUAUCCAAGCCAGCUGACCAAGCUGUAUAUUGACGGCAACAACAUCACUGGCACCGUGCCGGCCAGCUGGACACAGCUGGCAGCGUUGGAGCGCAUUGUGAUGCAGCCUGGCAACCCUGACAUGUGCAUCACGCUGCCCCAGGAUGCCACAUUGUCGCUGUGCGUAGCUGGCGAUUUUAUGUGCCUCAACAAGCCGGAGCCAUCCAACGCCAGCAACUGCCAAGCUGUGGCAGCGACGGCAGCCAGUGCUCCAGCCAGCGACAGCAGCUCAUUUCCUGUUGCGGCGGUUGCAGUGCCGGUAGCUGUGGUGGGUGCUGCCGCCAUUGCGGCAGUGGGCUUGUUUGCCUGGCAGCGCCAGCGCACCAGGCGUGCAGUGACCGCCGGCCUGGUCCAGCAGCUCAGUGAUGAGAACAAGGCCGAGUGGGCGCAGCAGGCAAGCCUGGCGCCACAGCGGCAGCCAUACAUCCAGAUCAUGAAGCGGCCAGAUGGCAGUGACUGGCGGCUGGGCAGCGGUGGGUUUGCCACUGUGUACAAAGCAAUGCAUAACGGAGUGCAGCCAGUGGCUGUGAAAGUGCUGAGCACGACCGUGUCACACAUGAAGCGGGCGAUGAGCCAGGCGGCCUUUGCACAGGAGAUUGCCAUCCUGCGGGCCUGUAGAAAUGCCAACAUCCUGCAGUUCCAGGGUGCAUGUGUGCUAGACAGCCGACUGGUGCUGGUGACUGAGUACAUGGAGGGCGGCAACCUCACGCAGAACCUGGCUGCUAAGAAGGUCAACUGGUACCGGAAAGGCAAAAAGAUUGCACUGCAUAUUGCCAAGGCUUUGGUCUAUUUGCACUCCCGCCGCAUCGUGCACCUCGACAUCAAGUCCGCCAAUGUGCUGCUGCAGAGGGACGGAACUGCCAAGCUGGGGGACGUAGGAUUGGCAAAAAUCAUGGCAGGCGGCUACGUGAGCGGCACUGUUGGCACCCUGGCAUGGUCUGCACCCGAGCUGCUAAUGGGGCGGCGAUGCGGCGCCAAGGCCGACAUCUUCUCCUUUGGAGUGGUGUUGUGGGAGAUUGCCACGGGGGAGAUGCCGCAGCGAGGGCAGAUGCGCGAUCCAAUGUGA